This is a messenger RNA of Exophiala spinifera, 1215 nucleotides long. RefSeq lists its product as uncharacterized. Bases 1 to 1215 code for a protein of 404 amino acids. NCBI's taxonomy places the organism in Eukaryota, Fungi, Ascomycota, Eurotiomycetes, Chaetothyriales, Herpotrichiellaceae. The transcript has a single exon. The record is from RefSeq and is a predicted model, not a curated record.
AUGUCUUCCUCUGCCGCCGCCGCCUCCUCCACCUCCACCUCCUCGACUCUCUCCUCUCACCCUGCAAGCAGGGUCGAGGACCCUUUUGUCAACCCCGAUACGGGGGUCCCCCGUGGCCUCGAAGAGGACCAUGAGGAGGACGUCGGCAACCACGCCGACAACAAUUCCACCACCAACAUCCCCCUCACACUGACACUGGAAAGUGUGGCUCGUCUCACCAGAGACGAGGAGGACGCUCUCGACACCAAUGAGGGUGUCAACAAUUCUGCCGCCGUCGCCCCUCCUGAAUGGAUGGAGGAAACCUGGUCGUUUGGGGCCCUGCCGCCUGCCGCUGCCAAUGAGGCAGCUGAAGAAAAUGCUCCUGCUGCUGCUGCUGCUGCAGCUGUUCCUGGUGCCGCUGCCGCCGACGCUGGCCCUGUUCCUCCUGCUGCCGGUGGUGUUGUCCUUGGUCCUGUGGACGCCGCCGACGCCGACGCCGACGCCAACGACGACGACGACGACGACAACGAGGCGAGACUAGAUCGUCUCGUUGAAGAAUAUCGGCAACAGCUUGCCGCCCGGGGCUACGUCUGGCCCUUGGAAGAGAACCAGGGGGUGGCGGGGGCGGCCGCCGACCUCCCGGUCGUGGAGGAGGAAGAAGAUGACGACGAUGACGAUGAUGAUGAAGAUGAUGAUGAAGAUGAUGAUGAAGAUGAUGAUGAAGAUGAUGAUGACGAUGACAACGACGAAGACGAGUGGCGUGCCCCCGACGACUAUAUGUCGGAGGGGGAGGAAGACGAGGAAGACGAGGGUGCCGCCGCCUUCGUCUGGGAAGACCUCCCGGCGACGGCGGCGGUGGGCCGGCUUCGGGCCGGGUUUGAGUUGCUGGGCCGGGUGGAAGAGGAAGUCGACGCCCUUGACGUCGUCGACGAGGGCCUCCUGGACCCAGAACGUGGUGACCCUGCAGCCGUGAGGGCUCGCGCUGGCCUCCUCCUUGCUAGGGAGGAGCUCACCGCGGCCUUCCGGAUGCAGUUGGAAGCCACCAACUGGGCCCAGGAGGCUCUGGAGUUGGCCCGUCAAGGGCGGGAGAGGGAGAGGGAGCAGCGACGCACCCUCGCAAUGCAACUGGUCGCGGCUCGUCAGGCCACUGGCGCCGCCGAGGCGGAGGCAGAACGACUUCGGUCGGAACUGGCCGCUGCCCGGCGUCAGUUGGACGAAGCGGGUCGUGACGCAUGA